AUGGCCCGGGAGGGGGACCUGUCUAAGGUCGUAGAAGUUGCACUUAUUCUCGAAGAACUAGGCGUCCCACAUGAGCAGAAAUUCUUGUCACUCACAGACGUCGACGAUGAAUUUUAUCUCGCUCCUAAUCCGAAUGGCAGGGUACCCCCUACAGUCCAGUAUUCUGAUACUGGCUUGACGACAGGGGCGUAA
Molecule: messenger RNA, 192 nt
Organism: Fulvia fulva
Lineage: Eukaryota; Fungi; Ascomycota; Dothideomycetes; Mycosphaerellales; Mycosphaerellaceae
Exons: 2
Coding region: 1-192 (63 amino acids)
Source: RefSeq, a predicted model, not a curated record